AGAGAGAGAGAGAGAGGAAGGUACAGAGGAGAGAUUGUGCCGGGGUGCAGAGACAGGGAUGCAGUUGCUAGGGAACAGUGAGGAGACCUCCAUCUUUUGCAGCUUGUUCCAGAUACAGCAAGGUUGGGAAAGCUUUGCCUUUCGUAAAGGAGGGAAAUAAAUGCACCAUAUAAAAGAGAGAAGGACAGAACGCCUGGUGAUGUGACGUGAUCUGGAGCUGCAUGAAUUAUCAAACACAUCUUAUAGCUGCUCGAAAGGAGUCUGUGUGUUGUUGUGUCUGGAUGAAGAUGGCCAUGCACAGAUCCUGAGACGCCCCUCUUUGUCUGAGGAUCCACAGACGGGACGGGCUUCACCCGACAGACAGACAGAGAGUCAGAUCUGAUGGAUUCAGUGGAGAGCUGAGAAAUCAACAGGCCUGAAGGUGAAACACACACAGAGAGAGAAACCAACGCCUGCCGAGAGAAGCUCCUUCUGUUGCACUUGUAAAUGUGCUGAUCUUGUGUGAUCGGGAGCAGAGGAUGGGAACCACUGAAGCCACUUUACGCAUGGAGAACAUGGAGGUGAAAGAUGAGUGGCAAGAUGACGAUUUCCCGCGGCCUCUUCCUGAAGACGGUGAUUUAGACGGACUCACUGACAACACUGCUCUGACGGCGGAUCACACGGAUUCGGUUCGACAGAAGCGCCGCACGCUGAUCGCUCCGGACAUCAACCUGUCGCUGGAUAAAAGCGAGGGUUCGCUGCUUUCUGACGACGUCCUGGAAACCCCAGACGACCUGGACAUAAACGUGGACGACAUCGAUACGCCUGACGACGACUCGCUCGGCUCCCUCAACAACACCAACGAGCUGGAAUGGGAAGACGACACUCCGGUGGCCAGUGCGAAGGGUCCGGGGGGCGAGGAGGGCGACGGCGCGGGCCGUCUGUGGAGGACGGUGAUCAUCGGAGAUCAGGAGCACAGGAUAGACAUGCAGGUCAUCAGGCCGUACCUGCGCGUCGUCACGCAUGGAGGUUAUUACGGGGAAGGACUGAACGCCAUCAUCGUGUUUGCUGCCUGCUAUCUGCCCGACAGCGGCUGCGCAGACUACAGUUACAUCAUGGAGAACCUCUUCCUGUAUGUGAUCAGUAGUUUAGAGCUGCUGGUAGCUGAAGACUACAUGAUCAUCUAUCUGAACGGAGCCACGCCGCGCAGAAGGAUGCCGGGCAUCAGCUGGCUCAAGAGAUGCUACCAGAUGAUCGAAAGACGGUUAAGAAAGAAUCUCAAAUGUCUGAUCAUCGCGCAUCCCUCCUGGUUCAUCCGGACAGUUCUGGCCAUCUCACGGCCCUUCAUCAGUGUGAAAUUCAUGGAAAAGAUCCGGUACGUCCAGAGUCUGGAGGAACUGGCUCAGAUAGUCCCCAUGGAGCAUGUGCAGAUUCCCGAGUGUGUGCUGCAAUGUGACGAGGAGCGAAUCAAAGCGCAGAGAGAAAGGCUUGAACAUCUGGCCAAGACAUCAGAGAGGCCGUCGUCCGUGGCAGCGGAGGCCUGUCCCUGACGCGUCUCAUUGGAUACACCUCAAGGCAGGGAUUCAUCUGUGCAUGUCAUUUUCCAAAGAUGUUCUUUUGAAGAACAAUCAUGUGGACGAACACAAUCAUCAUCAUCUCAAAACACAACAAUAAUGAUGUUUGUGGUGCAUACACACUGACCUUUGCCCUGGAUCACAACCGGACCGCAGCUGAAUAAGUGUGAACGAGACAGAAAACAAACGCUCACAGACUCUUCUCUAACAGAAGAGGAACAUCUGUGCAAAUUACACAUCUUGUGUAACAGUCAUUGUGUUGUACAGAUGUAAAACAAGGGAUGUGUAAUAACAGCGGGAUUUUAACUUGACUUGGCAGUUUAUCCAUGUUCACCUGCCAACAGCUUCAUAAUGAGAAACACAUUCAGUCUGUUACAUAACGCAGCAGUCUACAGGCUUAAAGUCAACAUGAAAUCAUGUUUGCCUUCAUAAUCUUUCAUUGGACUAUUUGCCAUGAAAACAAACAAGCGCCAAAUAAUUAUUUAGUCAUAGUUUUGGGCUGUUGCUGUAGAUCUUUUAAUCUUUUCUAAAAUCUUAGAAGUGGUUAAAGAUAUUUGAAAACUCACCUUCAUCCAAGAUGUAGAUGAGUUUGUCUCUUCAUCAGAUUUGGAGAAAUGUAGCAUUGCAUCACUUGCUCAGCAAUGGAUCCU
Cyprinus carpio (common carp) is the source of this 2203-nucleotide messenger RNA. Its product is annotated as caytaxin-like. NCBI's taxonomy places the organism in Eukaryota, Metazoa, Chordata, Actinopteri, Cypriniformes, Cyprinidae. Gene Ontology annotation, biological process: apoptotic process. The record is from RefSeq and is a predicted model, not a curated record. Gene Ontology annotation, cellular component: cytoplasm.